Messenger RNA from Mytilus trossulus (common blue mussel), 1611 nucleotides. RefSeq lists its product as uncharacterized. Gene Ontology annotation, molecular function: copper ion transmembrane transporter activity. The transcript is spliced from 5 exons. NCBI's taxonomy places the organism in Eukaryota, Metazoa, Mollusca, Bivalvia, Mytilida, Mytilidae. The coding region runs from base 171 to 791 and encodes 206 amino acids. The record is from RefSeq and is a predicted model, not a curated record. Gene Ontology annotation, biological process: copper ion transmembrane transport. Gene Ontology annotation, cellular component: plasma membrane.
CAUAUUGGUUUGUUUAGAGUCAUUACAUAAUUUCUUUACUACGUUGUCAUAUUUUUAUAUGGAUGUACAUUUUUUUUGGAUAAUAACAAUAUUGUGUAUGCAUUUCAUUCUGUUCCGUUGAUAUAAGUAGGAGUUAAAGAAAUGCCUAAAACGUGAACCUAUUGUGUAGAAUGGACCAUAAUCAGCACCACCAUCACCAGCAUCACCAUCCGUCAUCUACGCCGGCUCCUGUCGUCAGUGGUCAUCCUUCUCAUCAUUCACAUCAUGCCGAACACAAUCAUGCUGUUUAUUUCAACUUUGACCUAGAUGUACCGGUUUUAUUCACUGGAUGGCUGUUAAACUCCAGAACUGGUAUAUUUGCGCUCUGUCUUGGAACACUUAUAUUGGGUAUCUUGUAUCAGGGUAUUAAACACUUACGUGUCUAUGUUCACAGAGAUAUCCCUCUAGUCAAACAUUCAGCUUUGACGAGAGAGCACGCUUUACAGACUUUACUCUACAGUAUUCAGAUCAUAGUUAGCUAUAUUCUAAUGUUAGUUAUUAUGACCUUUAAUGUUUGGAUAUUCCUCUGUACGGUUCUAGGACUUGGUGUUGGAUUCUUCUUAUGUGAAUGGCAUCGUCCAAAGAUUAGACUGGCAACCUGUCAAAAGGAUUGCUCCAAACCGAUAUCUCGUGUUAACACGGGACUAACGAGACUUAGUGCUAGUGAUGUCAAAAUAACAGAUGAUCAGGAACUGGAACCUCUCAGUGAUACCUUAGAUCAGUGUGAAAAUUGUAGAGAAACACGGUUGUAAUCUUUUCACUUUCUCUCGUUCUUUUUUCAAAAUUUCAAUCAGUGAUAUUUUUGGAAACAUUGAUGUCGCUUUACUGCCAAUGUCGGUAUGGAUAUCAGCUCAUAAGAAUUGAACGCUUUGUAUGUUAUUCAUUGCUGUUCCACCAGCAGUCUUUAAUUUAGAACUGAAUCCACAUAUUGCAAGUUUCAAGAGACAUGCAUGCUAGUGAUGUAGCGCAUCUUGUAUGAACACCUUUCUCUUGCCUAAAAAGUGCUAUGGCAUCUUUUUCGUACUGCUCAAAGAUUACAAAUUCUGUAUUUAUUCGUUAUAUCUGCAUUAAGUUGUAUAUGUAUACUGCCAUACUGUUAGAAAUUAUUGAUAGAUCUUUGACAAUUUGAAUGGUGCGACUAGGUGAGUAUCUCUAUAAGUCGUAUCUAGCUGACAUAAGGAUACAUUAUUCCUGAUAUUGCGAUAAUCAACCACCAAUUCUGACUUAAGUCGCACUAAUAAAUGUUGGCAAUAUUUUCUCAAUUUAAAGUAUAAUAUGUUAGUUCGAAAAUUGAAAAUGCUGCCAACCUUAUUUCUGAUAGAAGCUUUUUGCAAGGGAUAAUUAUUAUACUUUGCAACCAUGACCUCCUUCCAUCCGUAUGACUUAUGAAGAACAAAAUUAAUAAUACUUUUAUUUAUAUGACUGUUAUUUUAAUGUUUAAUUGUUACCUAAUUGAUUAGUUGUGGAGUGCAAUAAAAUAAUAGCAAUGGUGCUAACAUGCAUUAACUAUGAUAUUAAUUUAUUUAUUGCAUACACUAUGCUCUAUAUUUUAAUAAAAUUUAAGUUGAUGAA